Striga asiatica is the source of this 432-nucleotide messenger RNA. Lineage: Eukaryota; Viridiplantae; Streptophyta; Magnoliopsida; Lamiales; Orobanchaceae. The record is from the annotation of a GenBank genome assembly.
AUGGCCCUUUACAAUUCUUGUGCAAGAAUCUCAUUCUCAUUUGAUCUCAUUGAUCAUCAACAACAACAACUACCAACCAUGGUAGAUAACACUUAUAGAGAAGCCCCCGUGUCCUCAAAUUUUGACUUUUUCGACCUUUCGGCCAAUCAUAAUGACACCACAAUGAUUUCUGCAGACGAGCUUUUCUUCAAUGGCAGGAUUGUGCCAUUGGAGGAAAGGCUCCCCAAAAUGGGCACCACUCUUAGGGACGAGCUUAUUGCGAAUGAAGAUGAACAUGAAGAUAAUAAUUAUGUGCACGCGAGGAUAGAUAAUAAAGGAUGGAAGCAACGUUUCGGGCUAAAGAGGUUGAAUGGUCGUGUGGUGUCCAAAAAAGGUGGAAAGAGUGCGAAUAUUGUUGGAGAUUUGGGGAGUAUAGAUGAGAUGGCUUGUUGA